ACAUAAUGGGUGUUGAGUUAGGUUGUGGGUGUGGUUUGCAUAUAAAGGGCCAGCGUCGGGACGCGAUUUUGAAAUUUGGCGCGAGCUUAGGGCACUUUUGCGGUGCGCUUGAGUGGCGCAAUCGAUUGUUUUUCAAGGUAGACGAACGUAUAGAAACAUUAUGGUCGUGGUUCAAGAGUUAAAAGAUUAAUUUAUUGCCAACAUAUUAAUACGAUCGCCGGGACAGAUAACAUCGUCUUGUUUUUGAAUAUAUCUUAUCGACCACUUCCGGUAGUUGAUGUUCGGUAGUAAAAUUUUUUGGGUUUAGAUUGGUUUUGUGAGGAUAAAUGUUAAAAAUGUUGCAAAGCGAUAAAGACUACAAAGAGCGGCUUAUAUCCACUGUAAAGAAGGAAGUCAAACAAGUAAUGGAGGAAUCGGUGACAAAAAAGUUUGUACAUGAAGAAAGCGGAUGCGUGACUUCCUUAUGUGGAGCUGUAGAAGCUUGUCUAUCACAAGGUUUACGGCGAAGGGCUCUUGGUCUAUUCAAAACGUCUUCCACAACAGCGUUGCUUCACAAAAUAGCGAAGCACUGUCCAGAAGCAGCCAAUAUAUCCAAGAAAGUAGAAGAUCUCGAAAACACGGAUCCAACUAGGAGGUCUUCAAGCAGCAGUGAUAGUGUCACCAAGCCUACACUGAAAAAGAAUGCUUCGCUACCUAGUAAUCCUCUGCCGAAAUAUUUAUGGAUCAGAUUAGCUCUAUUUGAAAAAUACCUAGCCAAAAUAAUAGACUUCUUAGUGUCAAAUGCUCAUAAGUAUUACGACAAAGACGCCUUGGUAGCGGAUCCUGAAUAUGGAACAAUUUUAAGUUCUCUGCUGAUGGGACCUUGUGCUUUAGACUACUCUAGAAUGAAGAACCACGACCAUUUCUGGUCGGAUCCACCUGCGGAUGAAUUGGUCCAAAGGCACAGAAUCUCCAGUGGCCAUUCGACUCCUCCAUCUGUUCGUCGACCAAUUCUCAACUUUAGAAGGUCUUUGAAUACCAGUUCCGAUGACGUCAUAACUAAUAGGUCUUCCACUCAACAAAUAGCAAAAGAUUAUGUAGAAACUUUACACCAAAACUCCAAAGCCACUUUACUUUUUGGGAAAAAUAAUGUACUAGUUUUACCUGUCAAUUCUGAUCUGUCAAAACCUAUACCAGGGUAUCUAAGUUUGCACCAAAUGGCGUCUGGCCUAGCUAUAAAAUGGACUCCAAACCAGCUUAUGAACGGUUUCGUCGACGAAGUGCAAGACAAAAGUAUAUAUUGGGAUUAUGCUUUGAACGUCAGACUUGACGACAUUGUAUAUGUUCACUGUCACCAAGAUAGUGAAACAGGCGGUACCGUGAUCCUGGUUGGACAAGAUGGUGUCCAAAGACCACCCAUUCACUUUCCCAAAGGUUUGUUUUCAGGUGGGCAUAUGUUGGCGUUUCUGAGUUGCAUAGAGACCGGACUGCUACCACACGGAAGGCUGGAUCCGCCAUUGUGGUCCCAAAGAUCAGGAAAAAAUUAUACAAAAAGAAGACGACCACUGCCAGCCUUAACGGAAAAUGAAGAUACUAGCAAAGACUACGUGUUCAGGAUCGUCGAUAACACAUGCAAUCAUAAAGACAUACUGAAAAGAAAUCAGCUCAUGGAUACACACGCCUCACUACCAACUAAAGUUAGGGUUCAAUUAGGUAGCACUAGUACUAGUUCAGAAAGUUCCUCCAAAAGCUUCAGCAUAGACCAAAAUAUACCCGAUAGUCCCCCCAGUGUCUGUAUACAAGCUGUCUGUGAUUCUAUGAAAAGACAAAUUAUAUCCAGGGCAUUCUAUGGUUGGCUGGCAUACUGUCGGCAUCUCUCUACAGUUCGAACUCAUUUAAGUGGUUUAGUCCAUACCAAAAUAAUCAACGGAGAUGGAGCCAGCGAAGGAAUAACAAUAGAAAAAUGGGCUGAGCUAUGUCUAGACGGUGUUGUUUCCGACUAUGCCGAAGUGUAUCGACUAACGUAUUUUGGCGGCAUUGCGCAAGAUCUCAGGCAUGAAAUUUGGCCGUAUUUACUAGGACACUAUAAAUUUGGAAGUACUUCAGAGCAAAGGAAAGAACUUAGCGAAGAAACUAGACAAGCAUACGAAAACACAAUGUCAGAAUGGUUGGCAGUAGAAGCAAUAGUAAAGCAAAGAGACAAGGAAAACCAGGCACAUGCUAUAGCGAAAUUGAGCAGCGAAAGUAUGUCAGGAGAACAAGUACCAGCGCAAGCGCAGCAAGAAGAGCUUUGCAAUGAAGUUUUCGAAGAUGACGUAAUUACCGAUGACGAGGACGAAUCUCUAGAAGAAGACAAAGAAGGUGGAAAGAAGAAAAAUAAACAUACGAAACAGAAUACCAUUAAGUAUAUAAGUGACGAAGAAGAUUCCGGAGGAGGUAAGGAAGUUGAGAAAGAAAACAAGGAAGCAGAGUCUAAAGAAGUUAAUCCUACCCCAGCAGAUAACACAAACGUACAAAAUGAUGAAGCCUUAAGUAGCGAAAAUAAAAUUAGUACAUAUGGCAGCAAUGUAGAUAAAGAAGAUAUCGUAGUAGUACAAGAUGACGUUGAAGGAGAUACUGAAAAUUCUAAAGACAUUGAACAACAAUCUAUUGUAAAUGUUAACGAAGAAUUAAAAGACUUUAUACAUAAUGUGAUUGUGAUAAAUGCGAGUGUUGAUAUAUGUAAUUUAGGUAACGAGAGUCCACGGAUGAGUAAUUUGGAUGCCGUAACUGAAGAAAACAAUUCUUCUUUGGAUACGUGUAUAGAAACACAUGGUUUAGCGUCUCCGGCUCGAUCGUGCUGUGUUUCCCCCGCUAGUUCCAACGGGGGUGUAUAUAGUCAAGAACUUCUUGAAACCUUUGGCCUAAAUCUACAUCGAAUAGAAAAAGACGUACAAAGGUGCGAUCGCAACUAUUGGUACUUUAUGGAGAAGGAAAACUUAGAUAAACUAAGAAAUGUCAUGUGCACAUAUGUUUGGGAACACCUCGACAUCGGCUACAUGCAAGGCAUGUGUGAUUUGGUGGCACCACUUCUAGUAAUUUUCAACGACGAAUCUCUCACUUACGCUUGCUUCUGUCAUUUAAUGGAAAGAAUGGUCGAGAAUUUUCCCAAUGGAAACGCCAUGGACUGCCAUUUUGCCAACAUGCGAUCCUUGAUCCAAAUUCUGGACUCCGAGAUGUACGAACUGAUGCAUGCUCAUGGAGACUACACACAUUUUUAUUUUUGCUACAGGUGGUUUUUGUUGGACUUCAAAAGAGAGCUGAUGUAUCCUGACGUAAAUGCAACGUGGGAGGUAAUCUGGGCAGCGCAGCAAGUAGCCUCAACCCAUUUCGUUCUGUUUCUGGCUCUUGCUCUUCUGGAAACCUACAGAGAUAUUAUUCUAUCCAAUGGAAUGGAUUUUACCGAUAUUAUUAAGUUUUUCAAUGAAAUGGCUGAAAGGCACAAUGUACAAGCAGUAUUAAAACUAGCCAGAGAUUUAGUACUCCAACUUCAAAUCCUCAUCGAAAACAAAUGAACCCGUCAAACCUCUAGAUAUACUACUACAAACUAUAAGAUUAGAAAUAAGUCAAAUCAACAAAAAAAGGUGGGCAAUCUACUACACACAAGUAGCAUUAGUGGACACCGGUAGACUUCUAGAUAAAUAUAAUUAAAUUUUUAGUAAAUCGGUAUAGUCCAGUAAUUUUAGGUAGCAGUGUAAGCAAUCUGGAAAAUUUUAAUCUCCUCGAUUUUUGUAAAACUCCAACUUAUAUCUCUUUUGAGAUUACAUAAAAUUUAUCUCUGUAGUAGCCUUGUUGAUCGAUUACUUUUUUCUACUUACACCUGUUCGUCCAUCUUCUCUUCUAUUUUUAAUUGCAGUUGCUCAUAUUCCUCAUAUUUCAUUAAACGUUUGUAUUUCUCCAUCAUUCCAGAGAUUUGUGAGCUACCCACUUUCUUGUAACCCAGUUUGGUCCGGUUCUGGUUUUGUGUGGGUCCAAUACACUUUUGGAUAGUAGUUCUUUCGACUUGGCUGGUUUCACCUGAAGAAGGUUGUUCCUCUUCCUGAACCUCCAUAUGUAGUUUCCUCUGUUUCACUGGAGCGCUGUUUCACUGUUGCUACUAGCUUUUCCUUCAGUGUUUUUGUCUUCCCUUCCUUCUAUCGGAAAGUUAACUUUCGUACUUCGAAAAAGGAAGGUUGACAAGGUCAAGAGACAAAAGUUUCUGGAGCUCUUCUCGAGAUUCAGAAUCCCCUGAAAAGUCCAUAAACCCCUUUGUCUGAAAGUUUGCUGCUCCAGUUUGUGAUGUAUCCUGAGCUUAGUCUAUGGAUCUUUUUGUGCUCAAGGUGUUCCCCAUCUUCAUCCUGUACAAAGACAGUGCAUGAGUGCGACUUGGAUAUAUCUUUCUCUUCUAAAGCCCUGAAAGAUGCAUCCUCCAAAGGCCUCAUGGUUGGAAUCACCUACUUUAUGUCACUCCACGCUUGUGUCAUCCGUAUAGUAACAUUCUAGAAAACUCGGCCUGAGGGUACUCUUCAGGAAGCAAACCAGAGGUCUUGCUUCACGAAUUUCUUCAUAAGCCACCAAGAUGGCUUUUGGAAUGCUUUAAGGUUAUCCACAUCAAUCUUGGCUUCUGGGAAUCUUGUCAGGACUGUCGCAACCUUAGUAGAAGCGGCAGCUUCGCUGAAAGUCACACCUUCGGUACCUACUUGGUCUUUCCCUUUGCGUUAGCUUUCGGGUAGUGUGCUUCCGUCUGACCUUGGCCUUUUUGGAAUUUUGGCCUUGUGAUGUUUUUGUUUUGUCAUGGCCUCUAAAAGAUUUGACGACAUCUCUUUUGCCCUUUCAGCGGUCUUAAUCAAAUUGGCAUUGGUUACAGCGUUUUUGGCUUGUAUGCAAUCUUGGCCUUGUUUCUUCAGAUGAAUGAUUUUGGUUUUAGAAAUUAUAGCUUAAUCUCUUCGUCUAUCAUGAGAUCAACCUCUUCUAACGCUAUUAUUCUAACAGACUUUGUAAUUCUUUGCCUUUUAGCUUGGGAGAUUUCUUUAGAACUUAGUGGCCAUUUGGCGUUCGGAUUUUUUCUAAAAGUUCCCUGCCCUUCGGCUUUAGAGUUGUUUGUAGAGUUAAAGAGUGGUUUUGGCUUUAGAGUUCCCUACCUUUUCGGCUUCGAGAACCCUUUGCUACCUGCUGUCUUCCAUUCUUACAAUAUGUCCCGUACAUCUCCAUUUCUCAGUUUUUCCGCUGAUGUGAGUACUAUUUUUCUGCUGAAACUUAUCGUUAUAUCGUUGACUAAUUUUUAGUCCAUUAUUUAUUUUUUUAUGUAAAUUUUUAUAAUAAACAACAUUUAGCUGUACAAAUACAAAUAUAAUUUUAUUCAAUGCAGAUAAAAAAUAUGAUUAAAUAAAGUAUUGAUUAGAACAGAUUAAAAAACAACAGCAAAGAAUUUUACAAAAUUUGACCGAUUUGAAAUUUUCCAUACAAUAAAACUAUGAUUACUGGGUUAGUUGAAAGGCCAAAGAGACUCACAAUGUCUCUGAGGAUGUAUACCGAUAAAGUAGAUUUUAGAAAAUUAAUCCGAAAUAUGUGAUUUUGGUGUGACUGGGUGGAUUUUUAUUUUUGUACGACAGAUUUUAUUUAAACAUAGUAGUGGGGAAAGAAAAAUUGAGAAAUAAUGGAAAAUUAGGAUAAGUAUAUUUUGUAUACUAGAACACGUUCUAGGUGUUUAAGUGUUGGUUGUUAGCUAAAUAUUAUCGGUGUUAUAUUGCCUUUUGUUUAGAGUUUUCGCAGAGCGUACAAAAAAUAUGAGUUUACUCUACCUUAUAUUUAAUUUUACAUUUCACAAUUUGAUUAUACAAUUAAAUUUCUUCAUAAAAUUUUAUCUUUGUUCAUAUAUCGAUCAUCGUCAAAGACAUGUCCCACCUAAACGCCUCCUACCACAUCUUAUCAGUAGCUGACACUUCUUGAAGUUUAACAUCAAUUGAGUAGCUUUAAAUAGAUUGAAAAUAUUUGCCAAAUUCGUCAGAUGGUCUUCAAAAGUGUCCCCCAAGACAAUGUCGUCUAAAUACACCAGGCACGUGUUCCAAGAUAAUCCUCUCAACACAUUUACCGUAAACUUUCCAAAUGUCGCAGAAGCAUUCAAGAGUCCAAACAGCAUAAUGUUGAAUUGCCACAAUCCAGAUUCCGUGGUGAAGGCUGUCUUCUCGUUAUCUACUGAGUCCAUUUCUACCUGCCAAUAUCCAUACUUGUCUUUAAGAAGUUCAAAGUAGAGGAAAAUUUAUUUCCAGCUAAUGUAUCCAACGUGUCGUCGAUCGGAGAGACCCAAGGGCUAGUAGAAGGUUCUAUCACCCAGUCUUUCUUUAUUCUUCAAACAAUGCUUUCAGUUUCCUCUCUAUUUGCCUAUCAAAAUCGAUACUGGUAAUACCAAACCAAUUCGUCUUAUAGCUCCACGAUUACAUGUUUGACAAUAGAAGUUUUUUCUGUCUUUCCUACUGUCAGUACGAAGAGGUCACGAUACCGCCGAAGAAAUUCCCUUUUCUCCGCUUGAUUUAGAGACUGGACAACCGUUGCAAUGAUUUAGUCGAAUCAUUGGAAUUAUCAGAUAUUUUCGUCUGCCGAAUUAUGGACCUCACUGGUACACAAAUUCCUACUUUUGUCUCUUGCUUGAUGGUCAGUGGCUAAUAAUUGACAUUAAUAAAUCUCACAGGAAUAGCUUUUACAAUUAAAAUUCCUCGGCCGCGGCAAACUUUCGAGUCAUCGGAAGAAACUUUUGAAAUAUCACAAGAUACUUUCCUUUCCAAUGAUGUGAUAAACGAAAUCAUAGCAGCAUUCUUGUCCUCAAAUACAUACGUUUAUGAAUCAGGAACCCUUUCUUCCAGGGCGGUCUUUAGCCGUUAGACUUAUUCAGCCUUUUCUUCCAACAGAAUUUAAUUCUCUAUCUUCCAGUGAACGUUGUAAAUCGGUCACUUUUAAAUUGCUCAUAGCAAUUUUUUCACAUAAUUUCUUUAAAUGCCCCACUUUUGACACCAAUGUAAUGUUUAUUUGAAUUUAUUUACAGUCUUCUAAUACGAAAACAUAGGAAAAGAGGUCGAACGUGAAAAUUUUCGACCAGGGGCGUAGCAUGGGGAUUGGCGUGACACACGCUUUGUUACAUUUGACAAACACUAAGAACGAGUAAACUUCAGUAUUGUUCUUUGUACGUCCUAACUGAAACAUUAUAAAGCUUGGUUUCUAUUGAUUUAUUUUUGUAUUAAGUAAGCUCAACCACUAGUAGGAAUAUCCCUACUGGAUACAAAUCAAAAUUAAAUAAGAUAAAAAAGAAUCUAUUUAGAAAGAAUAUUAGAAAAACAAGAUGUUAAAAUAGAUAAAAGACAAUGUUUAGAGUAUAUCGUUUAGCUUAAGCACUAGCAACAACACACUAUAGUGAAUGUCUAGUUGAAAUUAAUGCACUAUAGUUAUUGUACGGUUCCCUAACCGGAAAUAAUAAAUAGAAAAUUAAUAAAAGAAUAAUCUGGUUUAUAAGUUUGAUAUAUUUUUGUAAUAAUGCAAUUGGCAGAUAUGAUUCAAACGUGUAUGUUUAUUUAAGGGCUUCUACCAGAUUAGGUGUUAUCAGUUUUUUCACAAAUCAAAGAGAAAUUGUGGGAUUCUUCUUCUUCGUGUACCAUGUUCUUUCAGAACGUUAGUUGCGAACAUAGCUAUCUUAAUUUUAUUCACUGCCAUCCUAAAUAGCAUGUUUGUCUCUUAUACCAUCCCAAUCUCGCAAGUUCUUCAACCAUGAAGUCUUUCUUUGUCCUAGACUGCAUUAGCCUGCCAUUUUCUUAGCAUAAUAUUUUAUAGCAAUCUAUAUUUGGGAACUCUCAUUACAUGUCCGAAGUACUCAGGCUUCUCUCCUUGAUGCUUUUUAUGAUCUCAGUAGUCUUGCUGAGACGUUCUAGUAUUGUGGAGUUACCAAUCUUCUCCACCCAAGAGACUUGUAAGACCGAGAACACGAAGUAGGCAGAUCCGCAAUGCCAAUUUUAAGUCUCUGUUAGAGAAUAUCUUAUAUAUCUUAUCUUAAUGGUGCGCAUUGCGCACCAUUAGCCGGCAAGGUAUAUAAAGGCAAUUUUUACGUUUUGUGAAUGCGUCGUAAAACGUAGCCAAGCGUUAAAAAACCGUCAAAGUAGAGAAAGAGGCAAAGAGAAAACCAUGAAAUUGAAAAAUGUUACAAAAAGGAAAAUUUUUGAACAUAACAGCUCCGAAGUUAUUUCAGAAACUGAACUGUGCCAUGAUGAUGAGUUCAACGAUCUCGUGUCAGAUCAAAAUAACUUCUGUGUAUUGUGGUGAUGGUAGCUAGGUAUGAUAGAAAUGUUUGAUAUAUUGUCAAUGGUCUCAUGCCAUGUGUAUACGACAGGAUAGUCCAGAAGGAUAUAUUUGUGACUUCUGCAAUACUUAGAUUUUUUUUAAAUAUCUGUAACUUGGUUUCUUAUCUUUUUCCGUAUAUUUGUUUGUUCCUUUAAUAUUUAUGUUAAAUAAGCUACAUUUUCGAAGGUCAUUUUUAAGUUCUAUUAUUGCGCAGUUAUCCGACAUAUGCGCACCAUUAGCCGAAUAGGUCGGGCAAUUGUGCACAUUACACUAAUUGAAAAUUUCGCCUCUCACUCUUCUACUGUUCAAUCAUUCAUUAAAUGCGGUCCCUACCAAUAUACCUAAGCCUUUGAAGUAUAUCUUCAAAACAUUUGGAAACUGAAAUGUUUAAAGUUUGUGAAAUAUCCUGAAUUUGUCUUAGAUGCGCACCAAUAGCCGACUCUCCCAUACUAUUAACAUAAUCACAUUACUCAUAUUUAUAAUAAUGUUAUGUUAAUAAAAGAUAAGCUAUAGAAGACUAUUCAUAAUCCUAAACCCAUAUCCAAAAGUGUGUAAACAGAAGAAGAAGAGCUGUAUUUGUGAAACAACUGAUUAUCAUUUUAACCAACACUAACUACCUCUUUAGGUUUUUAUAAAAUAAAUUAUAAUAAAUAUAUACGAAAAAUUGUGCCAAAUAAAAAUAAUAUGAAGAUAAGACUAGAAAUUGUAACCAAAUUAGAAAAAAAAAUUAAUGUAGAUACAUUGGGUCUAUUCAGAAAUAACAUAUAAAGAUGCACAAAAUAAAUAAAUUAUAUAAAAUGUUAUAUAUAGUGGAUGGGUAUGACAGAUACGACACUAAAAAAUUCACAAAAUGUAUUAACGAACUUAUUGUUUGGAUAUAAACAGUGGCAUCUCUAGACUUUGCUGCCGGGGACUUCCAAUGAAACCCCAACCAAAAGACAUAAAAAAGAUCAAGUCAGACUACAUAAAAAACAUAAUUAAUAACUUAUAUGCAUUUCGUUCUCUUACUUUUCCUAACUAGUAGUUUUAUUGGGUUAGAUUUGGCUGUCUGUGAUUUAAGUUUCAUGUUAGCUAAUAUGUUUUUAUGUUUUAGUUAUUUUUUUCUUUAAUUUUGGAUCGUGUUUGGGAGGAAAUUUUCCUAUUUUCACCUCCCGUAUAUUCGCCACUAGUAUCAAGUAAUUUAAUAAAUCUACGUCAGCAGAAAAGUAUCAGGCGUAAGUUUGUUAAUACAUGGUGGAAAAGUUAACAAUUAGGUAAAAAUACAAUGAAUAAUAUUGUAAUCAAAUAUGUUCUAACACUAUGUACUGAAAAUAUUUAGGGUUGAUGAAAAGUCUGGCAACAAGCUGAGUAGGAUGUAUAGGUAUGUUUAAGUUCAUUUUCCAAUAUAGUGACCGUGACGUCAUUAGAAUACUAAGUCCGUAUCUUCGUGUUUUGGGUCUCAGUUUUCUGUGACGUUAUGCAAACUUAAAGAUCCUCUAAAAAAUGAAAAACACAAUGUCAUUGCAUAUCUCAAAAUUGCAUAAUUGCAAAUUAGAUAGCACCUUGUUGCUAGACUUUUUUGCAACCCUGAGCUAUACUUUCUUUAAUUAAGGUACGAAAAUGUAAGGAAAAUAUUUUAUGCUUGGAUCAUUAGAUUCAUAUUUUUUACGUAGGUAUAAUAUAUUUAAAGUAUAAAGUGACGUAUUUCGUUGAUGAGAGAGUUCAAUAUAUUUUUUAAAUACCACUAUUUCCAAAAUAGUCGAGUCGUUAGAGAAGAAAAUGCCACUCAACCUGUAAAACAUAUAGUGCAGUCACUGAAGGUGGAUAUGAGCUAUUACCUCCGAUUUCGUUGAACCUCCAUCGAUUUGCAUGAAAAUUGGUGAAUGGUUAGAGCAUAUCUCAAGGAACAAAGGUGAGAUGGUGCCAACUUGCGCUUUUACCCUGGGGGUGGAUGCCACCCCUCCUCGGGGGUGAAAAUUAUUUUAUUAAAAAUAACCCCAUAAUUCGAUAGAGGGACAAAUUAUAAGCAAAAUUUGUUAUAUAAAGUUAUUAAAAUAAAUCAAAACUUUUUGAGUUAUUAAAGAUCAAAGAUUUUAAUUUUUCGUUAGAAAAAUGCAUGCUUUUAACCGAUUUUUCAUAAAUAACUCAAAAACUAUAAGUUUUUACAAAAAAAGUUAUUAUUAUCAAAAUUGCGGCCAAUAAAAAAUCAAACAAACUCCUUAGUAGAAAAACCUUUCAAUGUUAACUAAAAGUGAGUUAUAGGUAAUUGAAUGUAUAUUUCUUUCGUCGAGUACCCAAAUCUAAGUAUUCAAGCUCAAAUACCGGGAAUAUGAUGCAUUUAAUAACAUAAAAUUAUUAAACAUUUGUCAAAGUUCUCAAAAAUAUCUAUCAAAUAAGCCUUCGAACAAGUUGAUAGCAUUAAAAUUUAUGCACCUAAAAUGUUUCAAAAUUUAUCUUUUAAAAGUUUUUCCAAAAAAUGUUAUUGUUUUUUUGUAAAUAACUCCGUUAAUUUUUAAGAUAUCAGGUUCACCUAAAACUAAUUAAAAGUUUAUUCCAAGAUCUAUUAAAAAACGUCGAAUAUAGUUUUUUAGACCUCUUACUUUUUUAAAAAUAAAAAGUUAAAUGGUCCCGGUUACAUGGUUCUCGCAGCAAAAUUGAAAUUUUAAACGUUUCUAUAUCGGUUAUUUUUUACUCUACGGAAAUAGUAAAAUAGGUAAAGUAUUUGGAACAGAAAAAACUAAAAUUUAGUUAUAUAUCAUUUUUUUACGUAUAUUGAGUAUUUUUGGAGUUUGUAGGUUUGUUAUAGCAUUAGUUUCAAACGGUUUGAAACCAUCAGCGAAUAGCGGACCAGCGCGAGUAGAGGGGAUAGCACUGGUGACUGUAUUAUGUUCUCUUACUGACCAACUGUUUGCUGACGGUUUCUGACUAGUUUGACUGUUUGCUAGAACAAACCUUUUAUCAAAAGAAAAUGAAAAGUACGAUAAUUUUAAAAAUUCUGAUUUUUUUAAAUUAUAUCUUUUUUUUUCAAAAAUAUGCAUUCUAAACCGGUCAAAAUUGUUAAAAUCAUUAACUAUGUUAGCCUAAAGAAAUUCUUGUAAGGAUUACUACAAACUUUAAUUUUUGUGGAAAUGGCGUAGGUAUGUUUUAUUUUUCACUUUUUCCUAAAAAAAUCGGAAGGGUUCUCUUAUUUUCAUCAUAACUUGCUUAAUUUUAAUGCUAUUAACUUCUACUGGUGCUCAUUUGAUAGGUAUUCCGAAGUACUUUGACAAAUGUUAAACAAGUAUAUUCUAUAAAAUGCAUCGUUUUCCCGUUAUGUAAGCUUGAAUACUUAGAUUUGAGUACUCGUCGAAAAAAUGUACAUUCAAUUACCCACAACUCACUUUGAAAUAACAUUUGUUUAGUUCGUUAAGUGGGGAGUGUAUUAAAUUUUUUAUUAUCUUUAAUUUUGGUAAUAAUAACUUUUUUACAAAAGCUUAUAAUUUUUGAGUAAUACGUGAAAAACAGCUUUAAAACAUGCAUUUUUUUUAAGAAAAAAUAAAAUCUUUGAUAUUUAAUAACUCAAAAAGUAUCGAUUUAUGUUAAUAACUUUAUAUAACAAAUUUUUGCUUAGAAGUUGCCUCUCUAUCGAUUUCUGCUAUUAUUUUUAAUAAAAAAAAUUUCACCCUCGAGAAGGGGUGGCAUCCACCCCCAGGGUAAAAGGGCAAGUUGGGAUCACACCACCUUUGUUCCUUGAAGUAUCUUCUAACUACUCACCAAUUUUCAUGAAAAUCGAUGAAGGUUCAACGAAAUCGGAGGUGAAAACCUUCAGUGACUCCACUAAUAGGAACAAGCUGUAUUUUGAUGAGAAUGUCAAUUAUGGAAUCCCAAAAAAGAUGCAAGAAAGUUUGCCACUCCUACCCACAGGCUUUCUCCUAAAGCCCCCCUCGUAUGGAAGGAAAAAUGGAAAAUAUCGAUUUACCAAACGAUCUGUAGCAAAAAUUUUUCACACAAGAAAUGUAGCUGAGAUAACUUUGAACAAAUAUAUUUGUUAGCACUUUUUGUGUAAGGUGAACUGUUCGCUGAGAAACAACGCUUGAAGUGACCGGCGAUGAUUUUGAAUUUUUAGUGCAGAAUAUCAAAAGGCGUUUUAAAGGUGAAGAGUGCAACUUUCAUAUUAGACCAGGAAGGAUCUGUUUUUAGGUGGAUGUGAGAGGUGGCAUUCGGAUUUUUGCGGAUAAAGUUAAGUGAUAACUUCGUUAAUAAUAAUUGACUUAUGCUCCUUGUCAAAUAUGC
Diabrotica virgifera virgifera (western corn rootworm) is the source of this 12570-nucleotide messenger RNA. RefSeq names its product small G protein signaling modulator 1. Bases 327 to 3533 code for a protein of 1068 amino acids. The transcript has 18 exons. Gene Ontology annotation, molecular function: GTPase activator activity. Gene Ontology annotation, biological process: activation of GTPase activity. NCBI's taxonomy places the organism in Eukaryota, Metazoa, Arthropoda, Insecta, Coleoptera, Chrysomelidae. The record is from RefSeq and is a predicted model, not a curated record.